AUGCACAAGGAAGUCCCAAGCAAGAAGCCAACCAAGGUAACCAGCUCGUUGGCUACAGAGGUAAGGUCACAGGUAAACCCAUGUCCUAGCACUAUUUCUUAUUUUGUUUCUGAAUCCUCUAUUAGAAGUAAGGAAGGUGUGGACCAUGCUCUGUCAAAUGAGGGGAUACAAGGUUCUUUAGUCACCACCCAAAAUGUACCACCAGAACAACAACCCCGAAAUGAUGAUAGAUUGAAACAAACUACCUCCUGGAGCCAGAAUCAAGAGACUCUUAACUAUUGCAGUACAAGUUCAAGUGACCCCCAUCUUACUCUGCCUGAGUUAUCUCAACAAAUUCAAGGGGAGAUUCUUCAUACAGGGAAUGUGUUAAUCCAAUCUUCCCCUAUUCCUAAGGCUCCUAUUAACAUUGAGACUUAUAAUGAAUCAACUAGCCUUGUGGUUGAUCUUUCUGGGAUUCAGGAGAACGACAUAGAGAAAUCAGCUUCCCCGGUGAAAAGCCUCCUUAGUAGCAAAGUGAAGAACAUUGAUGGAAUUCCAAUUGGAACAACAAGAAAGAAAAAACAAAAGCAAAAAUCUCCUAACCUAGGGAAAGUUGGGGUUCCUAAAACCCAGGGUCAGAGUUUGCCCAAACCUAAAUGA
This is a messenger RNA of Ilex paraguariensis (yerba mate), 639 nucleotides long. Lineage: Eukaryota; Viridiplantae; Streptophyta; Magnoliopsida; Aquifoliales; Aquifoliaceae. The record is from the annotation of a GenBank genome assembly.